UCAUGAUAAUUUUUACGAUUUUGACGUCAAGGUCACUGUCAAAAUGUCAUACUUCUCACAUCUCAUUCAAAAAUUAGUUUCAUAAUAUCAUAAAUAAAAUUCUUUCGUCACCACGAACAUCUUAAAUUCAUCAGUUGCCGUCGCCGCGUGCCUCCAUCCUUACAAUAACAUCCGAGAGUGAUACUUCAACCUCCUAAUUUAAUGAAAUAAUAAUUUUUUACACAACUAACCAUCAAAUACAAACCAUCAAGUCAAACAUGAAGAUGUUACAAAAACUACACUUGAAUCUGCUAAAAGCACCAAUUUCCAACUACAUAAAAGCCGUACCAUGCCAGUGGCUACAAAUGAAGGCACCCGACACCAUUCCGCCAAUAGUACCCAUCAAAAUGGCUUAUAAUUCAUACCAAACAGCUGGAAUUGAUGCAGGCCAACCACCGUUGAUAAUAAUGCAUGGAUUGUUUGGCUCCAAAGGCAAUUGGAACAGUUUGUGCAAAGCGUAUCAAAAGACACUCAAUUGUAUAGUGUAUUCAGUGGAUGCAAGAAAUCAUGGUGACAGUCCACACUCACCAAAUCACUCGUAUCAACACCUUGCUGCUGAUUUAAUGGAAUUUAUGAGAGAUUUUAAGAUUAAGAAGGCGAAACUUAUUGGACAUUCAAUGGGAGGACGUGCUGUCAUGUAUUUAACACUUAAACAUCCUGAAUUAGUUGAAAAACUCGUCGUGGUAGACAUUUCUCCACAUGUAAGCUCACCCAGUCUCGAUGCAAUGCCUCCUUUAUUUGAAUUCAUGGCGAAAGUUCACAUGCCGAGAACAGGAACAAUGGCGGAGGCUAGGCAACAAGUCGAACGACAAUUAUCGACGAAAAUCACCGAUCGCGCGUUACGAUCGUUCCUGGUCACCAAUCUAGUGCAGAAAUCCGAUGGUACACAUGCAUGGCGUAUUAAUCUAAGCGCGUUAUUAACGAAUUAUCGUAAGAAUAUCGCGAUGUUUCCUCAUAUACCGGAUGCUGUGUACAACGGGCCGACAUUAUUCAUCGGAGGUGAAAAGAGUGAUCAUAUACCUAAGAAUAGUUUACCGACUCUUAAGAAACAAUUCACCGCGGCAGAAGUUAAGUAUAUACCUGGUGCGGGGCAUUGGGUGCACAGCGAGAAGUCGCAUGAGUUUCUGAAGAUCACUGCGGAUUUUUUGAAGGAAAACGUCGCGCUGCAGGCGCAGGCCGGGGCUGAGGCGGCGGCCAAAGUACAACCACAUCAUAAAUAAAUAAUUUCGCAUAAUUAACUUGUUUAAUUGAGGUUAACACACAUAAGGUAGGUAGGUAUUAGUAAAUUAUAUAUUUUUAUUACUUAAAUAGGUAAAGGAAACGUGUUUAUGUGAUAUUAUGAGGUUAUAAAUUAAGUUUAGUCAUGAAAAUGGGACAUAACCUAAAAUUUUGAUGGUUUUUGUUGAUUGUUGCGUAAAGUAGAGCUUUAAACAGGUUAAAACUCAUAAUAAUUGUUUAUAAAUUAGGUAUUUGUUGUUAAAACAUAGUAAUUUUGUUUGAAAUUAACAAAUUUACACGAAAUUAUCAUAAAAAUUAAUUUUAUAUUGUUUUUUGGCAGUUUUAAGUCAUAAAAUGACAAAUUUCUACGAAUUUAUUGAAUUAAUUUAGCUUUGGCACAGUUUGCAAUGUUAAAAUGAUGUGGAAAACAUAUUUUGGUGAUAUUAUGAGGUUAUAAAUUAAGUCAAGUCAUGAAAAUUGCCCAUAACCUCUAAUUUUAAUUGUUUUUCAAGGUUUUUGUCAUAAAAACAACUUCAAACAGGUGAAAACUUUAAAUAAUUGCUUAUAAUUUCAAUAUUUGAUGUAAAAUCACAACAAGUUUGUUAAAAAUUAACAAAUUUAUGUUUAAAAUGAGUUUUUACAAUGUUUUACACAAAUUUAAGCCAUAAAACGUUAAAUAAUUGUUACAUAACCUAAAAUUUUAAUGGUUUAUGUUGAUUUUUGCCAUAAAAACAACUUUAAACAAGUAAAAACUUAAAAUAAUUGCUUAGAAUUUAAAUAUUUGUUGUUAAAACUUAAUAAUUUUGUUUAAAUUCAACAAAUUGCCACAAAUAUCGACUAAAAACUAAUUUUUAGAA
Molecule: messenger RNA, 2114 nt
Organism: Dalotia coriaria
Lineage: Eukaryota; Metazoa; Arthropoda; Insecta; Coleoptera; Staphylinidae
Product: sn-1-specific diacylglycerol lipase ABHD11-like
Exons: 3
Coding region: 258-1259 (333 amino acids)
Cellular component (GO): mitochondrion
Molecular function (GO): carboxylic ester hydrolase activity
Source: RefSeq, a predicted model, not a curated record